Messenger RNA from Arvicanthis niloticus (Nile rat), 957 nucleotides. Its product is annotated as olfactory receptor 10Q1-like. Gene Ontology annotation, molecular function: G protein-coupled receptor activity; olfactory receptor activity. Gene Ontology annotation, cellular component: membrane. Gene Ontology annotation, biological process: G protein-coupled receptor signaling pathway. The record is from RefSeq and is a predicted model, not a curated record. NCBI's taxonomy places the organism in Eukaryota, Metazoa, Chordata, Mammalia, Rodentia, Muridae.
AUGUUCACUGGGAAACUUGUCCUUAACCAAUCUGGCACUCCUGAGUUUGUGUUCCGUGUCUUCACCAAUGUCCCCGAAUUCCAGGCUCUUCUUUUCACCCUUUUCCUCUUGCUCUAUCUGAUGAUCAUCUGUGGCAACACUGCCAUCGUCUGGGUGGUGUGCACCCACAGUUCCUUGCGCACGCCCAUGUAUUUUUUCCUUAGCAGUCUGUCUCUCCUGGAAAUCUGUUAUACCACAGAUGUGGUGCCCCUGAUGCUUUCUAAUAUCUUUGGGGCCCAGAAGCCUAUAUCUCUGGCUGGCUGUGGGACACAAAUGUUCUUCUUCCUCACACUAGGAGGUACUGAUUGCUUUCUCUUGGCAAUCAUGGCCUAUGACAGGUAUGUGGCCAUCUGUCAUCCCCUGCACUACAGCCUCAUCAUGACCCAGAAGCUGUGUAUCCAGAUGGUGAUGGGCUCUUUGAGCUUGGCACUAUCCUCCCUGCAGCUCACGGCCUUAAUUUUCACCUUGCCCUUCUGUGGACAUGACCUGGAAAUCAACCACUUCCUCUGUGAUGUGCCCCCAGUUCUACGACUAGCCUGUGCUGACAUCCAUGUGCACCAGGCAGUCCUCUAUGUAGUGGGCAUCCUGGUGCUGACAGUCCCAUUCUUGCUUAUCUUCAUUUCCUAUGUGUUCAUUGUUUCUACCAUCCUGCGCAUGCGCUCUGAAGAGGGCCGUCAAAGGGCCUUUUCCACCUGCUCUUCCCACCUCACUGUGGUCUUGCUACAGUAUGGUGGCUGUAGCUUGGUGUACCUGAGGCCCCGCUCAAGUAGCUCUGAUGAGGAGGACCGCCAAAUAGCCCUGGUCUACACAUUCGUGACUCCAUUACUCAACCCUCUGAUUUAUACCCUCAGGAACAAGGAAGUCAAAGAUGCUCUGAGGAACUCCAUCUUCUGUAAAUCAGCAUCUCACUGGAGUUAA